Stylophora pistillata is the source of this 2223-nucleotide messenger RNA. Its product is annotated as ephrin type-B receptor 3-like. Gene Ontology annotation, cellular component: signaling receptor complex; plasma membrane. NCBI's taxonomy places the organism in Eukaryota, Metazoa, Cnidaria, Anthozoa, Scleractinia, Pocilloporidae. The record is from RefSeq and is a predicted model, not a curated record. Gene Ontology annotation, molecular function: protein binding; ATP binding; transmembrane receptor protein tyrosine kinase activity. Gene Ontology annotation, biological process: positive regulation of kinase activity; cell surface receptor protein tyrosine kinase signaling pathway; protein phosphorylation.
UUUGUCUUAUUCGUAUGGAGGUUGAGAAAGCGUAACAUCAAGAACUCAAAUGCUAAGAGUUGCAUAGAAGCCAACUUUGGCCCCGAAAAAAUGUUGCGUAGUACUCAGAGCGUGUCCAGGAGAAAACCGGGAACAAGAGAAAGGAGAAAUGUCGAAACAAAUAAAGAAAUAGAAAGUGUCGAUACUGGGCUUGAAAUGGCGGAACCUUCUCAAAGAGAGCAGUACAUGGCAUUGGAUGAGCUGAAUCGAUCACCUUCCAUGGCAAAUGGAGGGCUGUCAAAAUGUUCACAGCCUUCCAAGCCAGUCAGUGAAUACACCUCUCUAUAUUCAUCCCCACGGUGUUGGGAGAUUCCUACAGAGCACGUGACCGUAAAAAAGGUCGUUGGUAGAGGAGCUUUUGGUCAGGUUGCCAAGGCAACAGUCAUUGGCCUCCAAGGUAGACCUACGACGACACUUGUGGCUGUAAAGAUGUUGAAAGAUCACGCUUCUGAGUCGGACAGGAAGGACUUGUUGUCUGAACUUCAGUUGAUGAAGGAACUAGAAGCCCAUCCUCAUGUCAUUAAACUUCUGGGGUGUGUCACGAAAUCAGAACCAUUGAUGGUGUUAAUUGAAUAUGUUCCCUAUGGAGAUCUACUGGGACACCUGAUGAAGAGCCGUGGAUUAAAUGAUACUUACUUCGAAGACUCCGAUAUUAAAUCACAAACAAAUCUGACUUCAGAGCAGCUAAUGAAGUUUGCGUGGCAAGUUGCUGAUGGAAUGUCCUAUUUGUCAUCGAUACCAAUUAUCCAUCGAGAUCUUGCAGCUCGUAAUGUGUUGGUUGGAGAAGAGGAAACGUGCAAAGUUUCAGACUUUGGUAUGGCCAGGGAUGCCCAAGAGGACAACAUUUAUCAAAUGAGGUCAAAGGGACGUCUCCCUGUAAAAUGGACUGCUCUUGAGGCGCUACUGUACGGAAAAUAUUCCACAAAAAGUGAUGUGUGGAGCUUCGGAGUUCUCCUCUAUGAGAUUUUCACGAUUGGUGGUUCACCAUAUCCAGAAAUGAAUGGAAGACAGAUCAUAACAUUGCUAGAAGCGGGAUACAGAAUACCUAAACCACAACACGUGGAUGAUAAAUUGUACGAAAUAAUGACAAGCUGUUGGAAAGACGAUCCUGACUCGAGACCAUCUUUUCAGAACUUGAAGAACAAGCUGAAAGAAAUGGAAGAUCAGCAGAAGGGGUUGAUAGACUUUGAAAAUUACGAUGAUCGACUCUACGUUAAUGUUGACGAUGUUGCUGUAUAAGUAAAUGAAUUCUCAUGGAGCAAAGGAAGGAGUGAUAAAUCUUGCAGCCUUAUAAGCUCAUAUACUAUUCUGGAUUUGACGUUAACCUUUCAUUGUUUUAAUUAAGCAAGUCUACAAAAAAAUGUCUAAGAGCGAAGCGAGGCAAAGUAUAACUUUCAAAUACUUUUAUAUCCCUUUUUUUCAAUUUUUAGUCUUUAAAAGACAAACGAUUUUGUAUACAAAUAUUUUAAAGUCGUAACCGAUAAUUCUUUAUUAACGUUAUAAAUUUCUCAUGUUUCAGACUAAAUAAUUAUUUUGAUGUAAAAUGUUUAAAAAAUAAUCGUUGUCCCAGUAAAUAGCCUGAAAGGCUUGAUAAAUGUUGUGACCGUCCUACUAAGCCCCGAAUUCAUUUUUUCCUGAUGAACUUGGUAAAACGUAUCACCUGAAACAAAGCUAAUUGGCUGCAGAGGGAGAGGGGGGAACAUGAGUUUUAUGUCUCAGUCUUUGUUUUUGUUGCUUUAAUUGUAGCUCACCUUUGAAGAUUAAUUUUUCAUCAAUCAUCCUCAGGGCUUCCUGACACAACAACAAUUCAAUUGUAAGAUGUUACACAAACUUCGGAUUGUUUAGUGAAAUGGCUUUGAAAUAUUGAAAUACCCCCCUCAGACACAAACGUUCGUUUCAAAUUAGUCAACCGUCGUUUCCUGUAAAGGUCGCACUGCAUGGCAUUAUAGAGUCCUUCACCAAUCAGCUAUUCACCUCUUCUUCCGUGAUAUAUGAAUAUAGUUAAACAUAAUAAUCUGGGCGACGAAUAUUGCAUUUCUAGUGUUUUUGUCGGUUCGAUAAAUUCGGUCUAUCAGUUCAGGUACUGUAUUGCCUUUCAUGGAAAAUAAUCCUCUCAAGUAUUGCUGAGCUAGAUUUACUUUUAGCUGGAAGCGAAUACUUUUCUAGUGCAAUGAGAAUAAAGUU